Messenger RNA from Lytechinus variegatus (green sea urchin), 6679 nucleotides. Its product is annotated as cyclin-F-like. Bases 172 to 2613 code for a protein of 813 amino acids. The transcript has 16 exons. Gene Ontology annotation, cellular component: nucleus; cytoplasm; centrosome. NCBI's taxonomy places the organism in Eukaryota, Metazoa, Echinodermata, Echinoidea, Temnopleuroida, Toxopneustidae. Gene Ontology annotation, molecular function: cyclin-dependent protein serine/threonine kinase regulator activity; protein binding. Gene Ontology annotation, biological process: regulation of cyclin-dependent protein serine/threonine kinase activity; mitotic cell cycle phase transition. The record is from RefSeq and is a predicted model, not a curated record.
ACAAACGGCUGGCAUGUGUAUUUUCAAUGCAAGCCAACGCGCUAAACUUGAAUGAAUGAAUGAUGCAUCCACGGCCGGCCACUCAACUGUACCUGCUGCGAUAUGUGUAAAUAUUCAUACAAAUUAUAGUGCCUUUUCUCUUCCUGAGUGCAGUACUUUGUCUUCUAAAAGAUGAGGGAUACUUGUAGCCGUACAUGUACCUUGCCUUCAAGGUCAUCAUCUGAAAUGGCCAAACAAUCACCAUCAUCGUCGAGGUCAACCAGUCUCCAUGUACGGGUUCUCAGGAGCAACAGCAAGCUGCCAAAAACCAUGCUCACCGAUCUCCCAGAUGAACUCCUCAUUUACCUACUGAAAUUCUUACCAAUGUGUGAUCUCCAGAAUAUGUAUAGAAUAAGCAAACAAUUCAAAUGGCUGCUAGAUUCUACCCCAAGGAUAUGGGCCAAUGCAAGUGUAGUCGGAAGGUGGCCAACCAACUCAACUGAAAUGGAAUGCUUCAACAGGGCGGCUGCAUUAGGAAACAUUGAGGCACUGAUCAAACUGGGUGUUGCAUAUUUGUAUAGUGAAGGAGUGGAGUCUGACCUAUGUAAGGAUGGAAGCAGAGCCGCCCAGUACUUCACCAAGGCUGAAAAAUUAGCUCCUUGUAAUAGUCCCUUCACGUGGUUACUCAUCCGUCCCCCCUGGAGCAAUUGUGGAACAUGCUGCAAAGCUAGGGUCUUUCAAUGUAUGAAGGACAUUUCUAACGAGUCAAAGGAAGCUGACCGAUCAGUACUAUUCUGUCUAGCCAAACUUCAUUCGUUUGUUGAGGAUAUGGAUCUGAGUACAAAGAAGAAAAAUGGGCACCAGUCUGAAGCGAGGGAAUGGUUGAAGAAGGCAGCAGAUGCUGGAAGUGUGGCAGCCAAAUAUGAAUAUUGGAAAAACAAUCUCACUGAAAGUACUAAUGACCAUGCAACUAGUCUGAAAAUUCUACGCCAACUCAGGGAAUUUGCAUCUCAGGGCUGUUUAGAAGCUAAACUGCGUUUGUAUUCAGAAUACGCCAAAGGCAAGUUAGGAGGCGUGUCACAGGCCCAUGCCAGGGAAGCGAUGAGGGGCUUCGUAAAAGAAUCACGGCCGACUAAAGUGAACACAAUACUCAGAUCUCAAAAUGGACUCAAUACUGCAAUGAGAUACAUCUUGGUUGACUGGUUAGUCGAGGUUGGUAGUAUGAAGGAUUACUCAUGCUUGACCAUUCACAGCGCUGUCCAGUUAGUUGACCGUUACCUAAUGGCUAGGAAUAUCUCUCGGUCAACUCUACAGCUAGUCGGCAUCACAUGCAUGGUCAUUUGCUCAAGACUGCUAGAAGAUGACAUCAUAACAAUCCGUGAGGCAGCAUGGCUGACAGACGGUACCUACAAGUAUGAGGAUGUGGUUCGCAUGCUUGGAGAUGUGGUGGCAACACUCAAAGGCAAUCUUAGGGAACUGACAGUAUUAGACUACCUUCAUCUGUUCUGCCAAGUUGUAUCGGCCGAUAGCAAGAUGGAAUACUUAGCUUUGUACAUCAGCGAGCUGUCAUUACUCCAUGCAGACUUUGGGCAGUACUCCAGGGCCCAGAUAGCUGCCUGCUCUCUGUUCCUUUCAAGGCUUAUGCUAGGAACAGAUUUUUCUUGGCCAACUCCUCUAGUUGAACACACCGGUUUUGAGAUCUGCGAUCUAGUACAAUGCACACUACACCUUCAUAACAAAUGCUUCCUAGACGAUCCGGUCAAAGACCACCGUGAGGUGACCUUGGCAGCGGUCAAGCAGCGCUUCUCAGAGGACCUCUUCCUAGCGGUCAGCAAGUUGGACGUAAUGGAUCACCAGACUCUCAGGACUAUGCUGUGUGUGGAGGAUGACGAUGAGGAUCCGUCUAAUGCAAGCAGGAUCGACCCGAUGCCAUCUAGCAAAGAUGGCAUGGAUGCUUUCCUGCUCAUGUCACCAUCAAGAAAGUCAAGAGGUCAAAUUAAGCCCAAUGCGGCAGAGUAUAGUUUACAUGAUGAUCGUAGUGACCGUGUCUCCACGCCGACUCAUGAAUUCCCUGAAGAUGAUGAGCCAUUGUUGGGUGUCGAUGUCCAUCCUAUCGAUAUCAGCGAGUCAGAUAUUGAUCCACAGAUCUUUGAAAAACCAAGUAAAGAGGUUCUUCCAAAGAACAACAAAGACCCCGUCUCUACAAGAUCCUCGGCCUCGUGGGUUGUUUUAGACGAGAGCCAGUCCGUCUCGGUAAAAACAAGAAGAUCGGCUCCAUCGUCAUCAUCAAAACCCUGUUCGAUGACAUCUGGGGAUAUGGCCGGCUCCACCAACUGCUUCCUACCUCUAUCAACCUCCCUUUCAUCAUCGACAUCCUCAUCGUCGGCGAAGUCAAACAAUCAGGUAGCAUACACCAUCAGCGCUAGCGGGAGGUUAUGUCAGCAGAAAGUCAAAGCUCGGAGGGUCGGGGCAAGCCCCGUGAGCAGUAGAAGUAGGAGCAUUCCACAGUGUAGCAGCAUGAAGAGCACGCCCUCAAGCACAGUGAGGUACCAGUUCAGACAGAGGACGCCUGUGCAGUCCGUGAAGCGCAAGAGCAUGGAUGAUUCAAGCGAUGAAGGGGCAGCUGGUCAUUGAGUCCAAUACCAAAAUAACAAUGUAAUCAUCUCAAGACCUGCUUUGAUUAUCUCUUCCUUUAAUACUGCCUCAUCAGGAGUUAUAUCUAAAUAUGGGAUUGGCCUGACCUCGGUAUGCAAAGGCUACAGUCUCACAGGUGUCAUGUCUUUCUGGUUUUUGAGGAGUUACAGCUAAUUCUAGCAUCCCUAUUGGUGCUAGUUUUCACUUAGCUGAAGCUAUGAUCUUACUGUAUCAUGGUCGACUUUGAGAAAUAUAUUGUGAUGCAACUUGACAGAGGGAAUAAGAUCACAAUAUUGCAAGAGUUGUGAGCAAAUUUUGUAUUUCAGUGAAAGUUGACUCAAUUUGAUAUGUGAGGUUUUCAUGAUCAUUGUUGUUAAUAGCUUGUUAUGAAUAGUCAGUUUGUUUCUUCUGUCGGAAUUGGACUGAUGAUUCAUGGACCUAUAACAACUGAACGAUCCUUGGGGCCUAAGACCAUCACCGCUAUUCCCUUUAUAAACAGAGUGCUGGCAGCUGACGCCCAUCAAGGCGGUAGUAAAACACGCUGUCACUGAUGGACAACGGAAAUCAAUUGUGCGCUGCUCCUACACAGCAGCGAACGUUAGCGCUAUGAAAACGAUUGCAGAAACAAGAAAACCGGCGUGUAUAAAAGUAUUUUUAGGUACAUCGCUAACGACCGCUCACAUAAUGCAUUGACAUCACCGUGCAGAUCAGAAUAUCUACAGCAAAAAAACAGUAAAAGUUAGACAAGAAAUGUGCGGAAAAAUGUUGAAAAUGCAUCUUUCUUGCAUACCAUCUGUCAGAAGUUGAUUUUCAUUUGAGGGUAAAAUCCCACAGGAUUGGCAAAAUUUUAUCUGAUGAUCAAACGACAAUUGCACAAUAUUGACAGUGUGAAAUAAUGUAUUGAAAACUGGAAAUAAAUUGCGCAUUGCAUUAUAGGUGAUGCAGGGACUUUCCCUGAUUGCAUCGAUCGAGCUUACACGACUGUAUCUGGUCGAAAGAGGGCCAGAGAUCGAGUGGUAACUGUCAUGGUCUGAGAAGGGAUUACGUGAACAAACGCCCCAGGCGCUCGUCGUAAAAAAAGCGUUAAGAGAAAGUUAACUGUGUGACAGCAUUUUGACAGCUGGAAACAGGUGGUGGCCAUAAAAUGCUCCCGAUGUUGUAGGUCCGUGGAUGAAUUGACCUUAUUCACAAAAUAUGUGCAUUCCAAUCUUAUUUCAAACAUGCUCUCUCUGGAAUUGAUGUAAUCCUCCACCUUGAUCUACCUAUCCCAGCUUUCAUCUUGUGCUGCAUCUUGGUAUACCUCUUGUCAUUUUGAAAUGUUUCAUACAGUAUCAUAUGGGUACAUCAGAUACUUUGCACUACAUAUUGGCUGAGAGCUGAAAGGUCACUACUCCUUCAGAUUUCUAUUAAUGUCAAAUUCUUUGUCAAUAUCUAUUCCCAUUUGUGGAGGAAAUGCAGACAAUAUUUGGUUUGAAUAUAUUUGGUCAUGUUACAUGAAACCUAAAAUGGAUAAUAAUUUUGAUAAUUCUAUCAUCAAUAUUGAGGAAUUUUCACCAUAUAUUGUAGUUUGAACCUUGGAAGUUAAUAUUGAUGUUAUAUACAGUGUUAAGCAUGGUGCUACAUGUAAGCAGUGUUUUGAUUGAUUACCUGGAAUGCGUUUUCUGCCAUACAAACCGUCAGAAAUUAUUUACAUACUUGUACUGUUCUCAAAUCUUUGUUUCAGUAUUGCCUAUUCUCACCCUAUUGAGGUACUGAAGGGUUUUUAAAUCAAUUUUUCAACCAACAUGAAUGUAUGAUUUUCAAUUUCAUAGAUGUACUUUUAUUUUUAUAUACUCUUUCAUGUGACGAUGGGUAUCGUUAUUUUCUUUUGAUGAUUUUUUUUAUAUCUUAGUUGUCUCAGGAAUGUUCAACUUUGCACAAAUAGAGCUUUCAUUUCCUUUUACGUAAAGAAACUUCACAUUUUUCUGAUUGAAAUAGCGCACCAUUGAGAUUUGUGAAUGAGAGUCGAUUAAUACCGGCUUUCUAAAGAGCAAAGGAUCUUUUAUUUUGUUACUUAUGGUGAAUUCACACAUGCAUACAUGUAGCCGACAAUGAUGUAUGCAGUCUCGUGCUUCAGGCAUCCAGCCUUCACCCGUCAUUGUCAUUUACGUGAUUGUAAUCUAGUACCAGCAGCGACUGAAGCAAUCCAAUUAGUGCAUUAUUAAUGAUUGCUUUAUAUUUCUGUACAGUGGCAAGUUGACCCAAGUUUCCACAAAAUUUUAAGUAAACAUGUUGUGCAUCAAGGAUUACAGCAUUGGUGCUCGUUUACCUACUUGUCCUUUUAAACGUACAUGUACUAUGGUUUCAUAAAAAAAAUAUUUGUUCUAAUUGGUUGUAAAUUGUAGAGUUCAUGUACAUGUUUAAAUAACUAUAUCAAUCUUUUGCCCAAACCGAAGCAUUUUUUUUUAAACCAUAUUUUGUAUCAAUAUGCAAAAAUAGUUUACCUCUUGUGAGUCAGAUUUUAUCUAAGUCGGAAAGAUUUCUCGUCCCAUUAGAAUCGACUUUAUUAAUAGUCAAAUUUCCUGUAUAUUACACACUGCAUUCAUCAUUAUUCUUUGAGUGUAUAGAGCAUACACUUAUAAUAGAAGAAAUCUAGAAUUCUUCUCUAGCAGCUACAAUCGGAGAAAAAAAGUAUUUGUUCACUAUUUCAUGAGCAUUCCACAAUCUGUGUACAUUCCUUUGAUGCUGCAUAAUCAUUCCAUAUCAAUGGUGCUUUUUUUAUGAUGUCUGAAUGAUCCAAAUAUCAUUUUGAUCUUAAUGUUGAUGAGGGUUGGUGAGUUCAGACUAGUUGAGAAAAAGAUGUUUAUUACACUGCAAAAAGAGAUUCAUGUUCAGAUUAAAUUGGCAGUAUUGUACUGAGUGGUACAUUUUGUGAUUUCUGUCAGUUUGGACAGUCAGAUAGAUACAGACUGAUAAAGAAUUUGAUUGAAUUGGGAACUUUAAAGUAAUGGAAUUUUUCUUUUCGAACAAGCCUUGUUUAUUUGUUGUAAGUUGGAUAAUCACAAUGAAUUUCCUGUUUGUAAAGAUAAUAUUAUGCUAAUUGAGAUGACACAAAUUUUAAGUUAUUGAAGUUAAAUAUUGAAAGCAUUAUGAAGAAUAUAUUUAAGCCUUGAUACUCGGAAAAUAAUUACUGACAAAAAUCGUAUUUCUGACUUUCCAUAACUGUAUUUUUAUGAGAAUUCCUGAUAUGUAUUUGAAUUAAAAUUUGGGUGUAAGUUAUUCAAAUAUUCAAAUGUGUUCAAAACUUGGUGAUGCAAAACAAGCAUUAUUUUCACAUGAAAUACUAUUGUCUUCCCUUUCAGAUGUAUUCCAAUUGUUGAUGAAAAAUUAUGAUAUGCUGAAUUUGUGUUUUGAAUUUCUGUAGUUUUUUUAGGCAGAUUUUCAAUCACUGAUGUAUCUAUGUUCCAUGUAUAUAGUACUUUAUACAAUCACCAUGUGCCUUAAUUCAAAAGAAAAGGAAAUUAUAAAGAUGAUGGUCUUUAAAAAAAUAUCGUUUUUUCCCCCUUUUUUUCUUUGAAUCUCUGCUCAAGGCAGAUUAUUCAGUUAUACUAUUUUUCUUCUUUUUUUUUAAAAAACGUUUCCUUUUUUGUUUUAGAUAACAUCUUCAUCUACCAUUCUUUUUCUUUUUUUUAAAAUUUUGUUUGUGGGAAGAAAGUGAAACCCCUUUCUUCAAAACAUGUCAACAUUUCCUUUAUCAUUACAUUGAUUCUAGGUAAAAUGUGCUGAAAUUGUAAAUAUAAUCAUUGCAUUUCCGUUUUCUAUUUUCGCUUUUUACAAUCUUUAAGUUCGUAACUUUUACAAUCAUUUGGAAAGUACUACGGAAAACGGUACUACAUUGCUUUCCCCUUUUUAUAUACAAACCUUAGUUAUGACUUUUGUAUGAGUUGACAUGAUGCCUAUGCAACCUCGGCCAUGUGAUGGCGCCUUAUUAUUUUCUUCCAGCAUUACUUUAUAUUUAUGUUUGUAUAUUCAGUACAUGUCCCUCUUUGUAAAGACGGAAAUUAAAAAGCACUAAUUUUUUUCUGCA